Molecule: messenger RNA, 3478 nt
Organism: Selaginella moellendorffii
Lineage: Eukaryota; Viridiplantae; Streptophyta; Lycopodiopsida; Selaginellales; Selaginellaceae
Exons: 13
Coding region: 155-3478 (1107 amino acids)
Biological process (GO): S-adenosylmethionine biosynthetic process
Cellular component (GO): cytosol
Molecular function (GO): ATP hydrolysis activity; ATP binding; methionine adenosyltransferase activity
Source: RefSeq, a predicted model, not a curated record
GUUACAACCGUGGGGGAAGAGCUGCUUCACAACACUCGACUUACGAAGGACGAGGAAGCAUUUGUAAAGAUUAUGGAAAAUUUGGGACUGCCUUAUCCCAAAAUGAUCGAUGUAGCCGUUCCAGCAAACAUGGUCUGUGGCCUUCAGGAAGCGAAUGCCGCGACAGCUUGAUACCGCGUCAAAAAACCUCGGAGAAGUCCAACACCAUAAACGCCAAACAUACACUCCCAGUAAUUUUCUUUCGUCGAUUUCUAUCACCACCAAGGCCAACGUCGACUACGAGAAGAUCGUCCGCGACACCUGCCGGGAGAUUGGAUUCACCUCCGACUCCGUGGGCCUCGACGCGGAUCACUGCAAGGUUCUCGUCAACAUCGAGCAGCAGUCCCCCGACAUCGCCCAGGGAGUCCACGGCCUCGGCACGAAGAAGCCCGAAGAGAUCGGCGCUGGCGACCAGGGACACAUGUUUGGCUACGCCACCGACGAGACCGAGGAGCUGAUGCCGCUAAGUCACGUCCUCGCGACCAAGCUCGGCGCUAAGCUCACCGAGGUCCGCAAGAAUGGGACUUGCAGCUGGCUGAGGCCGGAUGGAAAGACCCAAGUCACCGUAGAGUAUCGCAACGAAGGUGGCGCUAUGGUCCCCAUCCGCGUCCACACCGUGCUCAUCUCCACCCAGCACGACGAGACCGUCACCAACGAUCAGAUCGCCGCCGACUUGCGGGAGUUUGUGAUCAAGCCCGUGAUCCCCGAGCAGUAUCUCGACGAGAACACCAUCUUCCACCUCAACCCGUCCGGGAGGUUCGUCAUCGGGGGUCCUCACGGCGAUGCGGGGCUCACUGGCAGGAAGAUCAUCAUCGACACCUACGGCGGCUGGGGAGCUCACGGCGGCGGAGCUUUCUCUGGGAAGGAUCCGACCAAGGUGGAUCGGAGCGGAGCUUAUAUCGUGAGGCAAGCUGCCAAGAGCGUGGUGGCGGCGGGGCUGGCUCGCCGAUGCAUCGUCCAGGUUUCUUACGCGAUUGGAGUCCCAGAGCCGCUGUCGGUGUUCGUGGAUAGCUACGGGACUGGGAAGAUCCCCGACGCGGAGAUACUGGAGAUCAUCAAAAACAACUUCGACUUCCGCCCGGGGAUGAUUGCCAUCCAUCUGGAUUUGAAGCGCGGAUCGAACAAGCGCUACCUCAAGACCGCUGCGUACGGGCAUUUUGGUCGCGACGAUCCGGAUUUUACUUGGGAGACGGUCAAGCCUCUCAAGUCCGAGAAGACUGCUGCUAGCGACAUCCAUGGAGUACUCGAUGCUCAUCGCCUUCUUCUGGUCGGUGGUGGGCGUCGCAGCCUUCUUCAAAUUCCUAAUUCCUCCCGAUUUCUAUCUCUUCUUCGAGCAUCUCCAGCGCAAGAUCAUCACCCGCUGGUCACUCUACCACACCAUUACGAUUACCCAGAGAGAUCGAGAAAUCCAGCUGCGACAAGGAACAUCUAUGACUGGUGGGAGUCCAUUCCUCUCAAUCCGCCAGCCACAUUCGACACAAUUGGCAUGGAUCCGGAUUACAAAGCGCUGCUCAUGGGCGAUCUCGCGAAAUUCACGAAAGGCAAGGAUUUCUAUGCCUCGGUGGGACGAGCAUGGAAGAGGGGGUAUUUGCUCUACGGCCCCCCUGGAACCGGGAAAUCCAGCCUGAUUGGAGCCAUGUCGAAUUUCACUGGCUAUGACGUCUAUGAUCUGGAGCUCACCAAGGUCCAAAACAACCAGAAUCUCUGGCAGCUGCUGAUUCACAUCAAGGAGCGCGCGAUUGUCGUGGUGGAUGACAUCGAUUGCUCCAUUCCAAUCGAGAAUCGCGAAGAAGACAAUGCCCAGGUCCGAAAGUGGAGGACAAUGCUCGUUCGCGGCGUUUCGAUCGCUGGCGGCGACCUAUCUCAAGAUCGAGGAUCACGAGCUCUACCCGGCGAUCGAAUGCCUCCUCGAGAGCAUGAAGAUAACCCCCGCCUCCGCCGUGGAGGCGCUGGUCCGGCAUGGCGAGGAUCCCACCGCCGCGCUAGAGAAUGUGAUCGCGAGAUCAAGCCCGUGAUCCCCGGAUCUUCCACCUCAAUCUCUACGCCAUCGGAGUUUUCAGUGUUCUUGGAUGACUCUGGAAAACAACUUCGACUUUUGCCCAGGGAUGAUCGCCAUCAAUCUGGAUGCGGUGUGGAUCUAGAACGUCAUAUCCUGCGCUUGGUGCCUUCGAUGGGUUCGAUUGGCGGGAGGAGGGGAUCGCUGGUCGUGGCGGCGGCGAAGAUCCGCGAGAUCCUCAUGCCGAAGCUCAGCGCCACCAUGACCGAGGGCAAGGUCGUCGAGUGGACGAAGGCCGAAGGCGACAAGGUCAAGAAAGGGGAUAUCGUCGCGGUUGUGGAGUCGGACAAGGCGGACAUGGAUGUGGAAGUGUUCUACGAUGGAUAUUUGGCUCGCAUUGUGGUGGAAAGUGGCAGUUCUGCGGCGAUCAACGAGUUGAUCGCGUUGCUCGCAGAGAACGAGGAGGAUAUUGCCGAGGCGAGGAGCAAAUCGAUUGGAUUGUCAUCUCCAGCGCCAGCUGUGGAAGCUCCUAAAGUCGAAUUUCCCGACGCGCUUCCAGAGGUGGUGGCGGAGGAGAAAUCUCUCGUCGCAACUCCUCAUGCAAAGAAGUUGGCCAAACAAUACAAGGCCGACCUCUCCAAGAUCUCCGGAACUGGGCCGCAUGGACGGAUCGUCCCAGCUGACGUCGAGGUAUUUGCUGGAAAGCCAUUGACGAGCCUGGGCAUGGCAGAUCCAUCUCCAUCUUCGGGAAAAGCUGAAGCUCCUCCUCGAACGGAUUCCACCGUGCCUUUCACUGGCAUGCAGGCAGCAGUGUCCAAAAACAUGGUGGAGAGUUUGUCCGUGCCAACUUUCCGGGUCGGGUGUUCCAUCUCGACAACUGGGAUUGAUGCUCUCUACAGAAAGAUAAAAUCCAAGGGGGUCACCAUGUCAGUUCUUUUGGCAAAAGCAGCAGCUUUGGCGCUUGCCCGGCAUCCUGUCGUAAACGCAAGUUGCAAGGAAGGCAAGAGUUUCUGUCACAACAGCAACAUCAACAUCGCUGUUGCCGUGGCUAUUCAUGGAGGCCUUAUAACUCCAGUGCUCCAGAAUGCGGACAAGGCUGAUGUCUACACCCUUGCUCGAAAGUGGAAGGAGCUUGUGGACAAGGCUCGUGCCAAACAGCUGCAACCCCAGGAGUACACCACAGGAACUUUUACAAUAUCAAACCUGGGGAUGUUUGGCGUGGAUCGAUUUGACGCUAUACUUCCACCUGGCCAAGGCGCGAUUAUGGCUGUUGGUGCAGCCAAACCAACUGUUGUGGCAAGCGAGGGUCGCGUGUUUAGUGUUAAGAACCAGAUGCAGGUGAAUGUGACUGCGGAUCAUCGGAUUCUCUAUGGCGCGGACUUGGCAUCGUUCCUGGAUACAUUCGCCAAAAUCGUUGAGAACGCAAUGGAGCUGACGCUGUGA